GGCUGAGCGCAUCUGCGGCCUCCAUGACACCCGCACAUCGAGCCGGAAUCGUAUAGUUGGCCUUUUUUCUUUUCUUCAGGUAGAGAGAAACCGACAGAGGUGUGUUGGACACGUGCACUUUUAAAGCUCCAAAAAUAAAAGGUUUAAAAUGAAUCGACAACUGGACAACAGGACGCUUUACAACACCUCGGAAGAGGACGUCCUUUCUCCCAGGAAUAAUGUCACCUACGUGGGCUUUUACCUACACCAGCCAUCCACGGCGGCCAUCUUCAUCGUGUCCUACCUGCUCAUCUUCUUGGUGUGCAUGGCGGGCAACAGUGUGGUGUGUUUUAUAGUGCUGCGCAGCCGGAACAUGCGGACCGUCACCAACUUGUUCAUUCUUAAUCUCGCUGUGAGCGACCUCCUGGUGGGGAUUUUCUGCAUGCCAACAACACUUCUCGAUAACAUCAUAACAGGGUGGCCGUUUGGAAGCCUGGUGUGCAAAAUGAGCGGCACGGUGCAAGGCAUCUCCGUGUCGGCCUCCGUCUUCACCCUGGUGGCAAUCGCCGUGGACAGAUUCCGAUGCAUCGUUUACCCAUUCAAGCAAAAGCUGACCAUCUCCACUGCCACCCUGAUCAUCGUAAUCAUCUGGGUCCUGGCCAUAUCCAUUAUGUGUCCGUCGGGUGUGAUGCUACAGGUGACGCAGGAGCAAAGCAUCCAAGUGCUGCUGGGCUACAACAACAAAACUACUCCUUUUUACUGGUGCCGGGAGAACUGGCCCAACCAAGACAUGCGCAAGAUUUACACCACCGUGUUGUUCGCCAACAUCUACCUGGCUCCGCUGUCCCUCAUCGUCGUCAUGUAUGCACGCAUCGGCAUCACGCUCUUUAAAACCGCCAUGCCCACGGGCGGCAAGCCAGGUCACGACAACCGCCACAGCGUCUCCAAGAAGAAGCAACGGGUGAUUAAGAUGCUCCUGAUCGUCGCCUUGCUCUUCAUCCUGUCCUGGCUGCCCCUGUGGACCCUCAUGAUGCUGAGUGACUACGCCCGGCUAACGGAGCAGCAGUAUCGCAUCGUCAACAUCUACGUCUACCCCUUUGCCCACUGGCUGGCCUUCUUCAACAGCAGCGUCAACCCGAUCAUCUACGGAUUCUUCAAUGAGAACUUCCGCCGGGGAUUUCAAGUGGUGUUCAAGUUUAGCCUUUGCGCAGCCGACGGACAGCGGAGGAAAACAUACUCGCACCGGCUGCAGCCUAACUCAGUGCUACCGGCUAAUAACGUGCAGACCUCCCUGGAGCCCAUCUCGCUUAAUAGCCUGGAUAAAAGCAGCUGCAGGCGGAUGCACCAUAUCGCGGAACAAGACUUGGUCUUGGAGGACCUGGAGAAGGGGUCCUGCAGUAGCGGCGGGGUGACGGCUGUGUCCAUUUGAACCAGUACGUUCCUUGUGAUAUGUUUUUGGGUGGUCUUUGGGUGAUCUUCUGUCUGACUGCCAAUUUCUUCAGGAAGCUACCUCCAAUGAAAUGAAGACUAGUUGCCGAGCUUCAUUGUGUCCUAUGAACUCAUGCAGGCACUUUUGCAGCCCUUACAGCACAAACAAUACGGCUUGUGGACCUUCCCAAAAACGUUUUAGCAGCUUUGGAGUUUGAGUUAAGAUGACUCUGGCGUUAAUGAAAAAAUAUGACCCAGAAUAAAAAUGGUAACUUCCGCUUAUUGGUAACAUCAAGCUCCACAAACCAGGAAGUAGCAUGCAAUAUUUACAAAAUGGUGUGGCUCCAGAUAUUUGCUGUGACUGACGUGAAUGGAAAAGUCCACCCAAGAAUCGAAACGGUACUUUCCGCUCCUUUCCUCCGUGAACCAAGAAGUAGCCUGCUAAUUUAACUAAUCAUCACUUAUUGGUGUGAAUUCAGAAUAGUUUUCUGUUUCAGUUACUGUGACUUUGGGGUGAAUGGAAAAGUCUGACCGAGAAUCGAAAUGGCACCUAUCCUUUCCUUCGAAACAUCUUACUCCGUGAACCACGCAAGCUGAUCAAUGGGCUAUAAUGUUCAUCCGGAAAUCUGCUUUUUGAAUGGAAAACUCCAGCCAAGAGGCAAAGCAGUACCCGCUUUGGAACAUCUUACUCCAUGAACAAGAACGUAUCCUGCUAAGCUAAUCACUUGUGACUCGGGAUGGGCAUCGUUUGAAUUUGAGCGAUUCCGGUCCCGAUUCUGGUUCCUCAUUUCGAUUCCAGUUCCAAAUGAUUCUCGAUUUUGAUUCUUUUAGGGGGCUGGGUCAAAAAAGUUCACAUGGUUUAAAUAAAGGGUGUCCAAACUAUGAACAUCCAUUUUCUUAGCAGCCCCCAGCAUAAACUACAAUGAACAUUUGACUCGAGGUUUUUUAUAACCGUUAUCGAUAUCAACAAAGGCAAUUACUUCAUGUUCCAGGUGAAACUUAAAUAUAGCAUUGUGAAAAUAGAUACUUGCGACUGUUUUAUCACGUCAAAUACAACCCCAAUUCCAAUGAAGUUGGGACGUCCAUCCAUCUUGGUCACCGCUUUUC
Molecule: messenger RNA, 2514 nt
Organism: Phycodurus eques (leafy seadragon)
Lineage: Eukaryota; Metazoa; Chordata; Actinopteri; Syngnathiformes; Syngnathidae
Gene: npffr2a
Product: neuropeptide FF receptor 2a
Exons: 4
Coding region: 149-1408 (419 amino acids)
Biological process (GO): G protein-coupled receptor signaling pathway; regulation of cAMP-dependent protein kinase activity; regulation of adenylate cyclase activity
Cellular component (GO): membrane
Molecular function (GO): opioid receptor binding; neuropeptide receptor activity; peptide binding
Source: RefSeq, a predicted model, not a curated record